GUUAACUAGUUAGUGGAUUCCAUAGUGCUUCUAGAAGUAGCGAUACAGUCUGAUCUCAUAACUUUGCCCAUGCGCCUCUGUGAAUCUAUCAGUGAGAUUGAGAAGGAACCUGCAAAUAAGCAUUUUGUUCGACGGUGUAAGGAGGCUAUAUAACAUGUCAUGUGUAUCUCGUACAUACGACUAAUACAACUUCAAACUAGGUAUUUUACACUGCUUGACUCAACCAUUAUUUGGCGAGUGGUGGGUGGCAGCCUCGGUUAUCUUCCCCGAACCUGUAUGUCUCGAGGGACCAUCUAUUUAAACAGCCCAACGCGGGAUACAGACCAAGGAGUUGCCUUUCGAUGGCUCUUUAAUUUUUAUGUGAAACGGGCGGGAGGACAUUCCAAAUUCAACCUGGUAGCGUAAUUUAUUGCUGUAUAACACGUCGUGGAGCGAUACCGCGGUUGGACCAGUGCAGUCAAGGUUGAACGCCAUGGAAGAACUUAAGGAGAAUACUAAGAGGUAUCCUUUGGUGCGGGCUGCAUCUGAGGAGAGCUCCAGUGAGCUGAGCAGCUCUCCGUUCCCUGGAGACACCAUGCCCUGGAACCUCUCCAAACACCACCAGAUCAAACGUUCCAAGUCUACCUCCGGAGACGUGCAUGUGCUGGACUCUGCGGAGAGGGCCGUUCUCCGUAUCGCAGAUGAACGGGACCGGGUACAGAAGAAGACCUUCACAAAAUGGGUCAACAAGCACUUGAUGAAGCACUGGAGAGCAGAGGCCCAGCGGCAUAUCACUGACCUGUACGAGGACCUCCGAGAUGGACACAACCUCAUCUCCCUGCUGGAGGUGCUCUCUGGAGAGACACUGCCGAGGGAGCGUGACGUUGUCAGGAACUCGCGGUUGCCCAGGGAGAAGGGGCGCAUGCGCUUCCACAAACUGCAGAAUGUACAGAUCGCACUGGACUUCCUCAAACACAGACAGGUCAAACUGGUCAACAUCAGAAAUGAUGACAUCGCUGAUGGAAACCCCAAGCUGACCCUGGGCCUGAUAUGGACCAUCAUCCUUCACUUCCAGAUCUCCGACAUCCAGGUGAAUGGCCAGUCAGACGACAUGACGGCCAAGGAGAAGCUGCUGCUGUGGUCCCAGCGCAUGGUGGAGGGAUACCAGGGGAUGCGCUGCGACAACUUCACCACCAGCUGGAGGGACGGCAAGCUCUUCAACGCCGUCAUACACAAACACAGGCCUACUCUGAUUGACAUGAGUAAGGUGUACCGACAGACCCAUGUAGAGAACCUGGAGCAGGCCUUCAGUGUGGCAGAGAGAGACCUGGGUGUCACUCGGCUGCUCGACCCAGAAGAUGUGGAUGUGCCACACCCAGACGAGAAGUCCAUCAUCACAUACGUGUCCUCCCUGUAUGACGUCAUGCCCCGUGUACCUGACGUCCAGGAUGGGGUGAAAGCCAAUGAGCUGGAGCUGCGCUGGCAGGAGUACUAUGAGUUGGUGACCCUGCUGCUGCAGUGGAUCAGACACCACAUCAUCGUGUUUGAGGAGAGGAAGUUCCCUACCAGCUAUGAGGAGAUUGAGGUUCUUUGGCGCCAGUUUCUGAAGUUCAAGGAGACAGAGCUGCCGGCAAAGGAAGCUGACAAGAAUCGAUCCAAACAUGUCUACAAGUCCUUUGAGGGAGCAGUUCAGGUGGGUCAUGUCAAGGUGCCCCCUGGAUACCACCCUAUCGAUGUGGAGAAGGAGUGGGGUCGUCUGCAUGUAGCCAUAUUGGAGAGAGAGCGUCUUCUAAGGACAGAAUUUGAGAGGCUGGAGCGGCUGCAGAGGAUUGUCAGUAAGGUCCAGAUGGAGUCUGGGGUGUGUGAGGAGCAGCUCAACCAGGUUGAGGGCCUGCUACAGAUGGAUGUCCGUUUGCUGAACUCAGGAAAGCCUGCUAAGCACACAGCAGAUAUAGAGACAGACCUGGACAAGGCCGAGGGCAUGAUCCGGUACCUCUUCAACGAUGUGCAGCUGCUGAAGGAUGGACGCCACCUACAAGCUGAACAGAUGUACCGCAGAGUUUACCGUCUCCACGAGCGGCUGGUGAACCUGCGCAGUGAGUACAAUCUGCGCCUGAAGUCCGGGGUAACCAUCACCCAGAUGUCCCAGAUGCAAACCCUUCAGCAGGCACCCAUGAGGGUGCGUCCCGAGCUGGAUGAGGUGACCCUGCGCUACAUCCAGGACCUGCUGGCCUGGGUGGAGGAGAACCAGAGGCGGGUGGACCGAGGGGAAUGGGGCUCGGACCUGCCCACCGUGGAGUCCCAGCUGGGCAGCCACCGCGGCCUUCACCAGUCAGUGGAGGAGUUCCAUGCUAAGAUUGGCAGGGCAAAGGCAGACGAGAGUCAGCUCUCCCCUGUCAGCAAAGGUGCCUACAGAGACAACUUAUCCAAGCUAGAGUUGCAUUAUGGCAAGCUUCUGAAUUCUUCCAAGGCUCGUCUGCACAGCCUGGACGGGCUUCAUGCCUUUGUCACUGCAGCCACCAAGGAGUUGAUGUGGCUGAAUGAAAAGGAAGAGGAGGAGGUUAACUAUGACUGGAGCGAACGCAACACCAACAUGACAGCCAAGAAAGACAACUACUCGGGGUUGAUGAAAGAGCUGGAGCACAGGGAGAAGAGGGUCAACAGUGUCCAGGUCCAAGGAGACAAACUGCUGAAGGAGGGUCACCCUGCCAAGACAACUGUAGAGGCCUUCACUGCAGCCCUGCAGACCCAGUGGAGCUGGAUCCUGCAGCUCUGCUGUUGCAUCGAGUCCCACCUCAAAGAGAACACUGCCUACUUCCAAUUUUUCUCCGACGUGAAAGAGGCAGAGGAGAAGAUGAAAAAGAUGCAGAAGACCAUGAAGAAGAAAUACACAUGCAACCGUAACAUCACUGUGACACGACUCGAGGACUUGUUACAGGACGCAGCUGAUGAGAAGGAGCAACUGAAAGAGUUUAAGACCCAUUUGGAUGGGCUGAACCGGAGGGCCAAGACCAUUGUCCAGCUGAAGCCACGUAACCCAGCAACACCAGUUAAGGGAAAAUUGCCUGUCCAGGCCGUCUGCGACUUCAAACAGAUGGAGCUCACAGUUCACAGAGGGGAGGAGUGUGUACUGCUGGACAACUCUCAGCCGUACAAGUGGAAGGUGCAGAACCCCAAAGGCAGCAAGGCCACCGUGCCCUCCAUCUGUUUCCUGGUUCCUCCCACCAAUAAUGAAGCAGUGAGCGGCGUCUCAGGUCUGGACACUAGUCACCAGAACCUGCUGGUCCUGUGGCAGAUGCUGUACGUGGACAUGAAGAGCCUCAUGUCCUGGCAGUACCUGACGAGAGACAUCCACCUCAUCAGCUCAUGGAACAUCACCGCGUUUAAGACCCUGAGGGUGGAGGAGUACAGGCUAGCUUUGAGGAACCUGGAACUCCACUACCAAGAGUUCCUAAGAGACAGCCAGGACUCCCAGCUGUUUGGUGCAGAUGACCGCAUGCAGGUGGAGAGUAGCUACAACAAGGCUAGCCAGCACUACGAAGGACUGCUGCACUCUCUGGAGAAAGGCUAUGUGUCACCCUCUGGAGGUGAGCAAGAUGAAUCUGAGUGCCGAAGCUACCUGACCAAGAUCAAGGACCUGUGUCUGAAGCUGGAGGGCUGUGAGACUCGCACCGUCGCACAUCUGCGACAGCCCGUGGACAAGGAGCCGCUCAAGGCUUGCGCCCAGAGGACCGCUGAGCAGAAGAAAGUCCAGUCAGAGUUGGAGGGCUUGAAGAAAGACCUGACCAAUGUGGCUGAGAAGACAGAGGAGGUGCUGGCAUCUCCUCAGCAGUCCGACUCCACCCCAGUACUGCGCUCUGAGCUGGAUAUUACGCUGAAGAAGAUGGAGCACAUCUACAGCCUGUCCUCCGUGUACCUGGACAAACUGAAGACCAUCGACAUAGUGAUCCGCAGCACAAAGGGAGCAGAGGACACCCUCAAAAAGUAUGAAGCCCGUUUACGAGACGUAAACAAGAUGCCAACAGAUGAAAAAGAGGUGGAGAACUACCACACCCAGCUAAAGACAAUGCGUGGCGAGGCAGAGGAUGACCAGAAGACGUUCGACAAUCUCCAGGUGGAACUGAAAAAGGCGGCGGCCGUGAAUGAGCGGAUUAAGCUGGUCCACAGCGAGCACAACACCGAGAUGGAACACUACCGCCAACUAGUGGCCGGGCUAGAGGAGCGCUGGCAGGUCGUGUUUGCCCAGAUAGACCUGCGCCAACAGGAACUGGACUUGCUGGGGAGGCAGAUGUGCGCCUACCACGAGAGCUAUGACUGGCUCAUCAGAUGGCUCGGUGAUGCCAAGCAAAGGCAGGAGAAGAUCCAGGCCAUACCCAUCGGCGACAGCAAGGCCCUUAUGCAACAGUUGGCACAGGAGAAGAAACUCCUAGAAGAGAUCGAGAAGAACAAAGAUAAGGUUGAGGAGUGUCAAAAACAUGCAAGGGCAUAUAUUGAUGCGGUCAAGGACUAUGAGCUUCAGGUGGUGACAUACAAAGCUCUGGUGGAGCCCCUGGCUUCGCCCCUUAGGAAAACCAAAAUGGAGUGUGCAUCUGACAAUAUCAUCCAAGAGUAUGUGACUCUGAGAACCCGCUACAGUGAGCUAAUGACUCUGACCAGCCAGUACAUCAAGUUUAUCACGGAGACACAGCGCCGCCUUGAGGACGAGGAGAAAGCUACUGAAAUACUAAAGAAGGAGGAGAGAAAAAAGCUGUCUGAGAUGCAGGCUGAAUUAGACAAACAAAGACAGUUAGCUGAGGCACACGCAAAAGCUAUCGCUAAAGCGGAACAAGAAGCCCAGGAGCUCAAGUUGAAAAUGAAAGAAGAGGUCAGCAGGAGGGAGGUUGUGAAAGUGGAUUCUGAGAAACAGAAGCACAACAUACAGCAGCAGCUGCACGAACUCAAGAACCUGUCAGAGCAAGAGAUCCAAUCCAAGAGCCAGCAGGUUGAGGAGGCACUGUACAGUCACACCAAGAUAGAAGAGGAGAUCCACAUCAUCAGAAUCCAAUUAGAGACCACCAUAAAGCAGAAGGCCACUGCUGAGGCCCAAGUUCAGCAGCUCAGGGACAUGGCUGUCGAGGCUGAGAGACUGAGAAAAGUUACUCAGGAGGAGGCAGAGAAGCUUCGCAAGCAGGUGAAUGAAGAGACUCAGAAAAAGCGCAACGCGGAGGAGGAGCUGAAACACAAAGCGGAGGCAGAACAAGAGGCUGCCAAGCAAAAGCAGAAGGCCCUGGAUGAGGUGCAGAAGUUCAAGAUGCAAGCUGAAGAGGCAGAGAGGCGCAUGAAACAGGCAGAGGAGGAGAAGCAGAGGCAGGUCAUGGUUGCAGAGGAGGUGGCACAGAAGAGUGCCGCCACCGAGCUGCAAACCAAACGCAUGUCCUUUAACGAGAAGGCAGUAAAGCUCGAGGCAUCACUGAAACAAGAACAGGACACUGUUAUUCAGUUGCAGGAACAGGCAGAGCGCCUCAAGAAGCAACAAGAAGAAGCCAACAAAGCCAGGGAGGAAGCAGAGAAGGAACUUGAGAAGUGGAGGCAGAAAGCCAACGAGGCACUCCGUUUGAGACUCCAGGCCGAGGAAGAUGCCCAUAAGAAGAGCCAGGCUCAGGAGGAAGCAGAGAAGCAGAAAGAGAACGCUCAGCGAGAGGCAAAGAAAAGGGCUAAGGCUGAAGAGGCUGCUCUUAAGCAAAAGGAAAUGGCAGAGAAGGAGCUGGAGAAACAGAGGAAAUUGGCAGAGGGAAUGGCCCAGCAGAAACUCUCUGCAGAGCAAGAGCUAAUUCGCCUAAGGGCUGACUUUGACCAUGGUAAGCAACAGAGGUCUCUAUUGGAUGAAGAGCUCCAGCGCCUGAAAAAUGAGGUUAAUGCUGCUGUAAAACAAAGGAAAGAGCUAGAAGAUGAACUGGCCAAAGUAAGACGUGAAAUGGAAGUUCUUCUUCAGAUGAAGUCCAAAGCUGAGAAGGAGACCAUGUCUACAACAGAGAAAAGCAGAAAUCUCCUUGAGUCUGAGGCAUCGAAAAUGAGACAACUAGCUGAAGAGGCGACUAAGUUGAGAUCAAUUGCUGAAGACGCAAAGAAGCAGAGGCAGGUAGCAGAGGAUGAGGCAGCUCGGCAAAGAGGAGAGGCUGAGAAGAUACUCAAAGAAAAACUGGCAGCCAUUAAUGAAGCAACUUGUCUGAAAACUGAAGCUGAGAUUGCCCUGAAGGAUAAAGAGGCAGAAAAUGAGCGACUUAGGAGAAAAGCCGAAGAUGAGGCUUAUCAGAGAAAGGUCCUGGAAGACCAAGCAAAACAGCACAAGCAAGACAUUGAUGAAAAGAUCACCCAGCUUAAGAAAACAUCUGAUUCUGAAUUGGAGAGGCAGAAGAAGAUUGUAGAGGAAACUCUUAAGCAGAGGAGGGUGGUCGAAGAGGAGAUUCGCAUACUAAAACUAAACUUUGAGGAGGCAUCAACAGGCAAGUUGGAUCUUGAGUUGGAGUUGAACAAGCUUAAAGGCAUUGCAGAUGAGACACAUAAGAACAAAGUCAAGGCGGAGGAAGAAUCAGAGAAACUCAGAAAGCAUGCUUUAGAGGAGGAGAUCAAAAGGAAGCAAGCUGAAGAGAAAGUAAAAAAGAUCACUGCAGCAGAGGAAGAGGCAGCGCGACAAUGCCAGGCAGCUCAGAAUGAAGUGGAGCGCCUUAAAAAGAUUGCUGCUGAUGCUAACAAGCAAAAGGAGGAUGCUGACAAAGAAACAGAGAAACAGAUUGGUCUAGCCAAAGAGGCUGCACAGAAAUGUAGUGCUGCAGAAAAGAGAGCACAGGCUGUUCUGGUCAAGCAGAAAGAGGACAAUCUUUUCCAGGGCAAGCUCAAAGAGGAGUUUGACAAGGCUAAAAAUCUUGUACAAGAAGCUGAGAAGGCGAAGGAGAAAGCUGAGAAAGAGGCUGCUUUACUCCGUCAAAAAGCAGAGGAUGCUGAGAAGCAGAAGAAAGCAGCUGAAGCUGAGGCUGCCAAACAGGCCAAGGCUCAGGGGGAUGCUGAGAGACUGAGGAUGGAAGCAGAGCAGGAGGCUGCAAAGCAAGCAGAAGCUGAGGCUGCUGCUCUGAAACAGAAACAGCAGGCAGAUGCAGAGAUGGCCAAGCACAAAAAGCUAGCUGAACAAACAGUGAAGCAGAAGAAACAAGUUGAGCAGGAGCUGACAAAGGUGAAACUACGACUGGAUGAGACUGAUAAGCAGAAAUCUGUUUUGGAUGAAGAGCUUCAGCGCCAGAAGGAUGAAGUUAGCAAUGCUGUCAAGCAGAAAGCUCAAGUGGAGGAUGAGCUAUUCAAGAUCAAGGUCCAGAUGGAGGAGCUGGUCAAACUUAAGCUUAGAAUUGAGAAUGAAAACCAGCGUCUCAUGAGUAAAGACAAAGAUAAUACUCAGAAAUUCUUGGAAGAGGAAGCUGAGAACAUGAAGAAGCUUGCGGAGGAUGCUGCCAGGCUAAGCUUAGAAGCUCAGGAGGCAGCCCGAGAGAGACAGAUUACAGAGUCCGAGCUUGAAGAACAGAGGGCUCUUGCUGACAAAAUGCUGAAGGAGAAAAUGCAAGCUAUCCAAGAAGCAGCUAAACUGAAAGCUGAGGCAGAGAAUCUCCAGAAACAAAAGGACAAGGCUCAGAAGCAGGCCCAAAAACUGCUGGAGGACAAGCAGCAGAUGCAGCAACGCUUUGAGGAGGAGACAGAGGGCUUCCAAAAAUCCCUAGAGGCUGAGCGCAAGAGGCAGCAUGAAGCUACGGUGGAGGCAGAAAAACUGAAGCUUAGGGUGACACAGCUUAGUGAUGCUCAGUCUAAAGCAGAAGAGGAGGCCAAGAAAUUCAAGAAACAAGCAGAUGAGAUCAGGGUUCGUCUCCAAGAGAAAGAGCAACAUGCUUCUGAAAAAGUAAUUGUAGAGAAACUGGAGGUGCAGAGAUUACAGAGCAGCAAAGAGUCUGAUGACCUACGCAAAGCCAUAGCUGACCUUCAGAAAGAAAAUGAGAAAUUACAAAAAGAGGCUGCAGAUCUACAGAACAAUUCUAAAGAGAUGGCCAAUGCCCAACAGGAACAAAUUAAAAAGGAAAAGAUCGUUCUUGAGCAGACUUUCCUGACAGAAAAACAAUUGUUGUUGAAAAAAGAAAAGCUCAUUGAAGAAGAGAAAAAUAAGCUUGAGAAACAGUUUGAGGAUGAGGUUAAGAAGGCCAAAGAUCUCAAAGAUGAGCAGGAUCGUCAAAGGAAGCAGAUGGAACAGGAGAAGAAGAAACUCCACGCUACAAUGGAUGCCGCUGUUAAAAAGCAGAAGGAUGCUGAGGAGGAGAUGAGCAACAAGCAGAAAGAGAUGCAGGAUCUUGAAAAGAAAAGGCUUGAACAAGAGAAAUUGUUGGGUGAGGAGAAUGAAAAGCUUCGAGAGAAGCUGCAGCAACUUUCUACAUUAAAAACAUCAGCAAAAUCCCACACUAAAGAAAUGGAGAUGCAAACGGAUGAGGUCCCUGAAGAUCAGCUGAUUGCAAUGACAAUGGUGGGAACAACAAAGAAAGUAUACGAUGGGUCUGCAGUAGUAGAUGGUGAGAAGAAAAACGAAGAAUUACCAUUUUCUUUCGAUGGGAUUAGGGAGAAGGUUCCUGCCAGCAGGCUCCAUGACAUUGGUAUACUGAACAAGAAGGACUUUGAUAAGCUGAAAAAAGGCAAAACCACAGUGAAAGACCUGAGCAAGACUGAGAAAGUGAAAACAUGUCUCAAAGGCAAGAAUAGUGUUGGCGGAGUCUUGACUGCAGCCAAGCAAAAAAUGAGUGUGUAUCAGGCCAUGAAAGAGAAUAAACUUUCUCCUGGCGCUGCCACAAUGCUUCUUGAAGCUCAGGCAGCAUCUGGGUUCAUCAUCGAUCCAGUGAAAAACAGAAUGCUCACUGUGGAUGAAGCUGUAAAGGAGGAAUUAAUAGGUCCAGAACUCCAUAACAAAAUGCUUUCUGCAGAAAAAGCAGCUACUGGUUACAAAGAUCCUUACACUGGAGACAAAAUCUCACUCUUUGAGGCCAUGAAAAAAGGUCUGAUUGAACAAGACCAGGCCGUUAGACUUCUGGAUGCUCAGAUUGCAACUGGUGGAAUAAUUGACCCUGUUAAUAGUCACCGUGUGCCUCUCCAGACAGCCUAUAAGCAGGGCCAAUUGGAUGCUGAGAUGAGCAAAACUCUAUCAAACCCUACUGAUGACUCAAAGUUAUUCAUUGACCCAAGCUCUCAGGAGAGCCUCACUUAUCAGCAACUAUUGGAGAAAUGCACCCCAGAUGCAGAGACAGGCCUACUUAUGUUACCAAUCACAGAGAAAGCUACACAAAGUGACAAGACCUACACAACUGAAGAAACUAAAGAUGUACUCACUAAAGCGAAUAUCUCUGUACCAUUUGGAAGAUUCCAAGGAAAGACUGUGACCAUUUGGGAAAUCAUUAACUCAGAGUAUUUCACAGAGGCACAGAGGAAGGAUCUGAUUCGCCAGUACAAGACCGGAAAAAUUACUGUGGAAAAAAUUAUCAAAAUUGUAAUUAGCGUUGUGGAAGACAAAGAGAAGAGGAAUGAAAUUGUGUUUGACGGUCUGAGGAUUCCUGUCACUGCAGCUGAACUUCUAGAAUCUAAGAUCCUCAAUAAAGACCUGUUCAACAAAUUGCAUAAUGGUAAAACAACUGUCAAAGAAAUCUCUGAGAUGGAGCCUGUUAAGAAAGCCUUAAGGGGUACACAUAGCAUUGCUGGAGUGAUCAUUGAGUCAACAAAUGAGAAAAUACCAUUCUAUCAAGCUGUAAAGGAACAGAUGCUCUCUCCCGAGACUGCAUUGACUCUUCUUGAGGCUCAAGCUGGGACUGGAUUUGUAAUUGACCCUGUCAAAAAUCAGAAGCUCACUGUGGAUGAGGCUGUUAAAUCAGGUCUUGUUGGCCCAGAGAUGCAUGAAAUACUUGUGUCUGCAGAGAGAGCUGUUAAUGGGUACAAAGAUCCCUACACUGGAAAUAAUCUAUCCCUAUUUGAGGCAAUGUUGAAAGACCUCAUUAAGAAAGACCAGGGUAUCCGUCUGCUAGAGGCUCAGCUUGCAACUGGGGGUAUAAUUGAUCCAGUUAAAAGUUAUCACAUCCCACAUGAUGUUGCCUGCAAACGUGGAUAUUUUAACGAUGAAACAAACAAGACCUUGAGCAGCAACACUGAUGAAACUAAAGUUUUCUUUGAUCCUAACAUGUGGGAGAAUGCAUCUUAUGUACAACUCAUGAAAAAAUGUGUCACUGACAAAGAGACUGGUUUUCCAUUUCUUCCGCUCUCAGAGAAAGCAAUUCAAAAGUCAAAAGAGGGACAUUAUAAGUCAAAAGAGGAACAUCAAUACACUGAGGUCCAGAUCAAAGAUGCCCUGAACCAGGCAACUAUGGAUCUGCCGUAUGGACCUUUCAAAGGAAGGAAAGUCACUAUUUGGGAGAUCAUAAACUCUGAAUAUAUUACAGAGGAACAAAGAAUCGAGUUGAUUCGACACUACAGAACUGGAACAGUGACUAUUGAAAGAAUGAUUACAAUCAUUGUCACAAUGGUUGAUGAAAAGGAGGCUAAGAAACAGGAAAAGGAACAGGCCAGCUUUGAAGGGCUUAGGUCAUCGGUCACUGCCAGCUCAUUGUUUGAAUCCAAAAUAAUUGAUAAAGCUACAUAUGAUCAACUCCAACAGGGUAAAAAGAAACCCAAAGAAAUCAGUGACAUUGACUCAGUCAGAAAGUACUUGCAAGGAACAGAUGGGCAGAUUGUAGGCAUCUAUAUGGGCGAAUCAAAGGAAAAGGUUAGCAUUUAUCAAGCAAUGAAGAAGAACAUAUUGAGACAAAAUACAGGUCUUUCGUUGCUCAUGGCACAAGCAGCAACCGGUUUCAUUAUCGAUCCUGUCAAAAACCAGAGGUACACUGUGGAUGAUGCUGUGAAAGCAGGAGUUGUUGGUCCUGAGGUUCACGAGAAACUUCUGUCAGCAGAGAAAGCAGUGACUGGCUACAGAGAUCCAUACACGGGCAACACGAUUUCCCUCUUCCAAGCCAUGAAGAAGGAGCUUGUGCUACGAGAACAUGCUAUUCCCCUGUUGGAAGCUCAGGUGGCCACAGGAGGGAUUAUUGAUCCAGUCAGCAGCCACUGUGUUCCAAAUGAUGUGGCCUUCCAACGUGGCUAUUUCAAUAAGCAAAUGGCUAAUAACUUCACUGACCCCUCAGGGGAUAUCAAAGCUUUCAUUGAUCCCAACAAUAAUGAAAGUUCCACCUACAAACAACUGCAAGAGAAAUGCAUAAGAGAUGCAGAUACCGGUCUGUGCUUCCUGCCGUUAUCAAAGGCUGAAGCUCAAAGUCCCGUGGAAAAGUCAUACGUAUACACUGAAGAAAUGGCACAGACAGACUUGACUAACACUCAAGUGGAUAUCCCUCAUCAGAGCUAUGCAGGGAAGGUAAUGACCCUAUGGGAUGUCAUGGGGUCAAACCUUCUCCCCGAGGAGGAAAAGCUAAGGCUCCUGGAGCAGUAUCGCCUCGGGCAAAUCACAAAGGAGAGAAUGAUCAUCAUUGUCAUUGAAAUCAUUGAACAAAGGGAGAUACUGAAAGGAGAGCAGAGCAUGUCCUGUGAUGUGAUCAGACGAAGAGUCACUAUUGAGGAGCUCUAUAGUUCUCGCAUUAUCGACCUUCAAACAUACAACAUGUUGAAGCAAGAGAAGAAAACUAUCCGGGAGGUAAUGGAAAUGCCGUCUGUAAAGCAGUAUUUGUUUGGCACAGGCAGUAUUGCUGGAAUCCUCUCAGACUCCCCCUCUAAGGUUAGUAUUUACCAGGCCAUGAAGAGAGGUCUCAUUAAGCCUGAUUUUGCUAUCAGUCUCCUGGAGGCCCAAGCAGCAACAGGAUUCAUCAUUGACCCUGUGAAAGAAGAAUUGCUAACAGUUGACGAAGCUGUGCGCAAAGGGCUAGUCGGCCCUGAAAUCCAUGACAAACUUCUCUCUGCCGAGAGGGCAGUCACUGGCUACAAGGAUCCUUACAGUGGAAAAGUAAUCUCGCUCUUCCAAGCGAUGAAAAAAGACCUUGUUCCUGAGGACUAUGCCCUGAGGCUCCUUGAAGCCCAGGCUUCCACUGGGGGACUUAUGGAUCCAGAAUAUUACUUUCACCUUCCCACAGAUGUUGCCAUGCAACGCGGAUACAUCAAUAAGGAAACGCAUGACAGGAUCACUGAUCCAAACAGUGAUGUACAAGGUUAUGUUGAUCCAACCACAGAGGAGAGACAGACCUAUGCCCAGCUGCUGAAGAGAUGCAAAGCUGAUAAAGAGAGUGGUCUGCGAUUACUUUCACUGGCCGACAGAAGGCUGCUUUUCAAGGGUCUCAGAAAGCAAAUCACCUUAGAUGAGCUGCUUCGUUCACAGAUUAUUGACCAAAAGACAUACAAUGAUCUCACUGAAGGCCUUAUCUCAGUAGAAGAGGUCAGCAGAGAAGUGAAGAAGUACCUUGAGGGCACAAGCUGCAUUGCCGGAGUAUAUGUAGAAUCCAGCAAAGACCGUCUGUCCAUCUACCAAGCAAUGAAAAAGAACAUGAUAAGACCCGGGACAGCCUUUGAACUUCUUGAGGCUCAAGCAGCAACAGGAUAUAUAAUUGACCCAAUAAAGAACCUGAAGCUGAAUGUUGGUGAAGCUGUUAAAAUGGGAGUUGUUGGUCCAGAGUUCAAAGACAAGCUCAUCUCUGCUGAGCGUGCCGUUACAGGCUACAGGGAUCCGUACUCUGGCAAGAUCAUCUCUCUAUUCCAGGCCAUGAAAAAGGGUCUCAUUCUGAAAGACCACGGCAUUCGCCUAUUGGAAGCCCAAAUUGCCACUGGUGGGAUCAUUGACCCAGAAGAGAGUCACCGCUUGCCAGUCGAGAUGGCCUACACACGUGGCCUGUUUGAUGAGGAGAUGAAUGGCAUUCUUACAGACCCAUCUGAUGACACUAAAGGCUUCUUUGACCCUAACACUGAGGAGAACCUCACUUACCUGCAACUGAUGGAGCGAUGUAUGAUUGACCCGGAAACUGGACUAGCACUUUUGCUGUUGAAAGAAAAGAAACGUGAGAGGAAGACAUCCUCUAAAUCGUCUGUGCGUAAACGCAGAGUAGUCAUUGUUGACCCAGAGACAGGCAAAGAGAUGUCUGUAUAUGAGGCAUAUCGCAAAGGACUUAUAGAUCAACAGACCUACAUGGAGCUUGCAGAGCAAGAGUGUGAGUGGGAGGAGAUUACUAUAUCCUCAUCUGAUGGUGUUGUGAAGUCCAUGAUCAUUGAUAGGAGGUCUGGCCGACAGUAUGACAUUGAUGAUGCAAUCACAAAGGGCCUCAUUGACCAGUCUGCUCUGGAUCAAUACCGUGCUGGAACUCUGUCCAUCACAGAGUUUGCAGACAUGUUGUCCGGAAACAUAACUGGCACCAGAUCCAGGUCAUCCUCUUUUGGGUCCACAUCAUCUUACUCCAGUAGCCCAGCUCCCUCUAUCAAACCCCCAGCAACAAUAUGGAAUGACCCAACAGAAGAAACCGUGCCUGUGGCUGGAAUACUGGAUACUGACACAUUGGAAAAGGUGUCUGUCACAGAAGCCAUGCACAGAAAUCUUGUGGACAAUAUCACAGGUCAAAGAUUGCUGGAGGCUCAGGCUUGCGUUGGUGGCAUCAUUGAUCCAAACACUGGAGAGAAGUUCUCAGUUUCAGAUGCAAUGAACAUGGGACUUGUGGAUAAGAUCAUGGUUGACCGAAUCAACCUGGCACAGAAGGCCUUCAAUGGAUUUGAGGAUCCCAGAACCAAAAAAAAAAUGUCUGCUGCACAAGCAUUAAAAAAAGGGUGGUUGUACUAUGAGGCGGGUCAGAGAUUCCUGGAAGUACAAUAUCUAACUGGUGGUUUGAUCGAACCAGAGGUCACUGGCAGAGUUCCACUAGACGUUGCAGUCAACAAGGGCACCCUAGAUGCACGUACUGCACAAAAGCUACGAGAUGUCAGUGGAUACUCCAAAUACCUCACCUGUCCAAAGACAAAGCUUAAGAUCUCGUACAAGGAUGCCAUGGAUAGAAGCAUGAUUGAGGAGGGUUCUGGUCUGCGUCUGUUGGAAGCCUCUUCUCAAUCAAGUAAAGGCCUUUACAGUCCCUACAGUGUUAGCGGUUCUGGGUCAGCAUCCGGUUCCCGGCCCGACUCAAGAACUGGCUCCAGGUCAGGCUCCAGACGAGGGAGCUUUGAUGCCACAGGCUCUGGUUUCUCCACUAACUUUUCCCCCUCCUCCUUCAGCUCGACGAGCUAUGGGCGCAGAUAUAAUGCAGGAUUACAAAGCGGACUUAGCAUGGAUGAGCUAGCACAGGCCCUGACAUCAUUAGCAAUGGGCAGGAACUGCAGUUCUGAAGAGAGAAUAUUCACCACAAUACAACCCAAUUACUCACCAGUUGCCUAAUUCUUAUUAGAAAAAUAGACUACCUUUAUUCUGCUCUGCAUGUCGUUAUUAUGGGGCUUUUCUGCAGUAUAUUAUACAUCUUUUUGCUGGCUUUACAUUUUGUCCAUAUUUUAUUCAGUUAAAUCUUUUUGAAGUACAUUUUUGGUUGCUCUUUUUUGUUUUGUGUAGUCUGAGAAGUCACAUUUUUGUAGACUGUAAUGGCAAUGUUGCCAUUAUUUAUAUGCUUACAUACAGAAGAGCUGUAUUCAACCUAUUCUAUUUUUAAUUUUAGCAACUACAAUGAUAUUGAUAAUAACGUUUUCAGUGUUAGACAUAUUUUUUUCAUUUUUAAUCCAGCUUGUUAUUAGUUCUAAUUCAUUAUACUUCUAUAGUUACAUUUUCAAACAUUUGAGUAAAAAUUAUAUUUUGAUUUUUGAUAUAUUUCUGUUAAAUUCCAUCAAAGAAAGAACCAUAUCUAUUAUAAAGUAUACCUUUUUAUGGCAAAAACAAAUUAGAUGUAAAAGCUGUUAAACGGAUGUCUGUCAUUACAAAUAUAUAGAAAGGAAAGCAUCCAAUCUGCAGAGUAGAAUAAGGAGUCACAGGACAAUGAAUUAUUAUAACACUGGAAGAAAUGCUUAAACAAAAACCAAGCUUCAAGAUCUUUUCUCAUCUCGGCUACAGUGCCGCUAAUACUUUGCUAAUGUUUGGAUUCUACCUAUCCCCUUCUUGUAAUAUACAAUGGACUACCAAUCAGUUAAAACUAUGCAGUCUUUAUACAGUCAAGCACCUUAUGGAGAGAGCAUUCCAAGGAUGGCAAUCCCAACAUAAUAUAACCUGGACAAACUCACUUGAAGUGAAAGAUGCCCCAAAUCACCAGGAAACAGCUCGGUCUCAUCUCAAGCUGAAAUAACUUCUCAGCAGAACCAUUGCUUCUCUGGAGACUUUUGAAAGCUAUCUCUACUCCUCCUCUGUGUGCUGAUGCUUUGAUGUCUUCCAAUAUCCUGAGAACCUCAAGUCAAAAAGAAGAUCACCGGCAAUGUUCAAGACUGCACCGACAUACAUGUCCAUCAUUUGUUUUAGACUUUUUAUUUUUCUGCCAUUUAUUCAAAAAAUAAAGGAAGAUGUUGUUAACUGAG
Molecule: messenger RNA, 15519 nt
Organism: Oncorhynchus mykiss (rainbow trout)
Lineage: Eukaryota; Metazoa; Chordata; Actinopteri; Salmoniformes; Salmonidae
Source: RefSeq, a predicted model, not a curated record